Hylaeus volcanicus is the source of this 8502-nucleotide messenger RNA. RefSeq names its product protein neuralized (gene neur). The transcript has 4 exons. The coding region runs from base 1637 to 3667 and encodes 676 amino acids. The record is from RefSeq and is a predicted model, not a curated record. Gene Ontology annotation, molecular function: ubiquitin protein ligase activity. Lineage: Eukaryota; Metazoa; Arthropoda; Insecta; Hymenoptera; Colletidae.
AUUACGAAAUAAGUGCGAGGACAAAAUUCAGAUAAGAGUGUGUGAAAUUCUCUCGAAAGAGCGGAACACCGGAAGUCGCCGGGAACCCGUGUAAGCGCAUCUCCGUUUCGCGGAGAACCUCGUACCUCGGAUCCUUCCUUUAGAAAGGAUCACGAAUCCGUUAUGACAUUCGAGGUGGCACGCGAAGCCAGCAAAAAUCGAAUAAAGCCAGGGCUCGAGUUACUGCCUGUUGCUGAUCGUUAUUUUUCCAAAAUUUUCAUCUUCUCACCAAACGGAAGCCGCCUUUAAAUACUCACAAAAUAACUUCCACUUUCGACUGCUCUGAAAAAAUAUUAUAUCGUUCUUAACUUCCAAUUAAAUGGAAGAUAGCUUGCUUCCAUUAAAGUUGCCGAGUGGGAAAAGUACCGGGAAAAAGUUCGAAGGUGUUCUGCUACGAUUUACUGUUCAGGCGAAAGACGCGAAAGCCCGCAAAAGUCGAGCAGAGCCUCUCCUCUCCUCGUCUCGUUUCCUGUUGUCGGUCAUUGUUAGCGGUUUUCGGGCGCGCAUCCGCUCGCGGAGAAAGCGGAUCGCCUCGGAGCGAUGCGCACCUCCUUCUGUUGCGGCCGCUUCCGCCACGGUACGUGCGGUUUCCGGUGCGUGGCGCACGUACGAUAUCGGCUGCGAUAUACCGCCGCCAUCCUCGUAUCGACACUCAGUCGGAACUAGACUGUCGGUCGCGCUGGUCGUGGUCCUCGUUCUAGUUACACCUUUUCUAUACUCACCUGUGCGAAUCUUCCAUCGUUAUUGUUUCUCGAUUUUAUUCAGAAGGUGAUUGUGCAAUUUUGUGGAUAGACCGUUGUUUUAUUCGUUUUUAUCUUCUUUAUUUAAUGUGAUUUUGUGGAGGUAUUUCAUUGUUAUCGUAUCUCAAUUUUUGUUAACAAGAUUCAGUGGCACUUUUGUGCGUAUUUUUAUUAUCGUUAUUAUUUUUCUUUUUUUUUUUUGAAUUGGUUUCUUGUGAAACUUUUGAACGGAGUGUGAUAUUUUUUAAAGAAUUUUAAUUUUGAUCGAUCGAAGGAGAGUGUCGGUUCGUGUCAUUGACGAGGAACAUUGUUUUUCUUUUAUGUACAUAUAUGUAUACAUAUUUAAAAGUGAAACUGUUACGGUGAUAAUUGUGGGUAGCGAGACUCUGACAACAAAAUUCAAUUUCCUUGUUAGCUUGGUAAUUAGUGCUAUCGAGAACGAAGAUAAAACAUUAUCUUAAAAAUUGUCUUAUCGACUUCCUGAGGGUCUAUCGUGUGUCGACUUGUUUGCCCGAGUUAAAAGUGCCGGAAAGUGUCGCCAUAGUGUCAAUUAUUGGAACUAAAUUAUUUUACACGAUCCAUUUGCAAGACGAGACAAAUUCUAUCCAAUGCACAUCUAUCAAUUACUUUUAGAAUAAACAUCUUAUAAUAAAAACAAAAUCUUAAACAUAAUAUCGAGGACCACUAUCUAAAGUCGCGAACUCAGCCACAUCUUAGAAGCCAGAUUUCUCUAAAAAUCAACCCUCGAAAAAAAAAAGAAAAAAAAAAUAUUUACAACAGGACCAACUCUCCCCAAAAGCUUGACCUACUGAAAUUCAAAGAACGAUAAUCUGGAAUUCCCUGAGAAUCGAUGCCCAAUGUCCGACCCAAUAGCAGUCGACAUUCGAGCGUCCAGGAGCAAUCAACUCAUGGAUUCGCGUGGUUCCCCAGGCCCAGUCACGGUCCAAGCGUAUCCUGAAUGCACCCUGGGAAUAUCCUGGCGGGAAUAUCCACGCAUUCCGUAUCAACGAGUUAUGAAAUACCGACGUGGAAACGCUCGGCCUGCUUCGAGAGCACCAAGAUCGUCCAGUGCAGGUACCAACAAUCUACCACCGUUGACGUUCCAUCAGGUUCAUGGCGACAAUAUCACGCUCUGCAAUGGCGGGACCAUCGCCAGAAGACACGAAAGCUUCUGCAAGGGCAUCACGUUUAGCGCCAGGCCCGUACGAGUCGGCGAGAAGGUGUGCGUCAAGUUCCUCGAGAUCUCCGACAACUGGAGCGGCGUGAUAAGGUUCGGUUUCACGAGCAACGACCCCAUCAACCUUCGAAACGGUCUGCCCAGGUACGCCUGUCCAGACUUGACGAACAAACCAGGCUAUUGGGCGAAGGCUCUGACCGAGAAGGUGGCAGACAGAGACGCCGUCCUGUUCUACUACGUGACGUCGGCCGGCGACGUCCACUUCGGCGUGAACGGCGAAGAAAAUGGCGUGUUCUUCAGCGGCGUGGAGACUCGCGGCCCCUUAUGGACGAUCAUCGACGUCUACGGCAACACCACCGCCAUCGAGUUCGUCGAUCCCAACAGACAGCACUUCAACAACAUCAGGAGAGGCGCCGAGCAUAGCAACGAGGACAAUGCGCAGCACAGCAGGCACUCGGCCAUGGACGAUGCCAGCAACGCCGGCAGGGACCUCGAGAGGAUCAUCCUUCCGUCCAUGCAGAGCAUGUCUAUCCAUCACGAGCCCGACGUCGAGCUGCCAGGGCUCAGGUUUCAACCGGCAGGCGUCAUCUUCACACCGUUACCUUUCCACCCGACUCGAGGCAGGAACAUCCGCUUCAGUAACCAGCAGUGCGUGGCAACGCGCACCGACACGGAAUUCUGUCACGGCUACGCGUUCACGGGUCGACCGUUGCUGCUCGGAGAGCGCCUGGUGGUGCAAAUACUCGCCACAGAGCCGAUGUACGUCGGUGCUCUAGCGAUGGGUCUGACCUCCUGCGAUCCUGCUCGCCUAACAGCCGAAGACCUACCUGACGACAGCGAUCUGUUGCUGGAUCGUCCCGAGUACUGGGUGGUUUCUAAGGACGUGGCCUCUAGCCCUCAACCUGGCGACGAGAUAGCCUUCACAGUGACCCACUUUGGAGAGGUUCAAAUGAGCAAGAACGGCGGUCCUCCAAACGUGGUGAUGCAUAUCGACCAGAGUCUGCAGCUCUGGGCGUUCGUCGACGUGUACGGUAGCACUCAGCGGGUCAGAAUGCUGGCCAGCAGACCCACGUCUCCUCCGCGACAACGACAAAGCAACUCAUCUCCGGCCACUAUCGUUCAGCAGCAACAGCAACAGCAACAGUUCUCGAAUCACAGUAACGCUGCCACCGAGCUCUCCAGAUUCUCCGAAAUGGUUCAGUUUAAGCCGGCUGUAGGCGGUGGCACGGUCCUCGUGGUGAAUCUACCGCCACAAACCAGCUGCCCGACGCCACCCUCGUCCACACCUCAGCCCACCUACGCCUCCGCGGGCCACAGAAAUCCUCAUCUGCACCUGCCACCAAGCGCGCUGGCGUCCACGUCGCAUCCAGGAUCAUCCAGACAGACCUCGGCGCCGUUGACGGGCACCAUGGCCAGCACGGGUUCCUCCACUUACGUCGACCCCGUCAACUACCAGAGUAUGGACGGCACCCUCACGUCCCAGGCGUCGUCGCACUUGCAACAGUGGAGCGAGGGCCUUCAACCCACUCCUGGACAACCCAGCGAGUGCUCCAUCUGCUACGAGAGGAGCAUCGACAGCGUCCUGUACAUGUGCGGACACAUGUGCAUGUGCUACACAUGCGCCAUCCAGCAGUGGUGCGGCAAGGGCGGCGGACUCUGCCCGCUCUGCAGGGCGCCCAUCAAGGACGUGAUUCGUAUUUACAGAUCCUGAACAACGGUGCAGGGUCUGCGCGGAAGGAACAGUUCCAAGGGCUGAUGUCUCCUGAUUCGUUAAACUCGUCUCCUCUGCGACUAGGCAAACGGCGUGCUUCGCUCGUGGAUCGCUGUUCCGUUGUUUACGGCACGCGCUCGUUGUUCUCGUCUGCGACGCGAAACUGUGCUCGGGACGGUGGGUAUCCUCGAGUUCUUUUUGAAGAGGGACUUCUAUGAUCGUUAGGAGAUAGAGGAGGGACGGUGGUUGGUGCCGAUUCUCAGGACCGUCGUUGAGAGAAAAAAUUAAACAGAUCUGUGUUGUUGUCUCGAGACUCUUGUCGAUUAGAAUGUCGUUAGAGAGAUGGAGAUGCUUCCACGGUACAUGGUCUGCCACCGUCGCCACCGUGAGACGAGAACGCGAGACGUGUUCCUCUAGACCCAGCGUGGUCGUCGAUCAGCGAAUCCUUAACCCAGAUUGGUGGUAUUCGCGGUGUCGCUGGCAAAAUUGCUUUAGUCUUCGAGCGAGUGACCACAGUGAGCUUUCGAGAACAGGAGGGACUAGAGAAUGAGUGAGUGUAUAUGAGCGGGAGAGAAAGUGACAGAGCGUGAUUGAGAGUGAAACAAAGAGAAAGGGCUCGUCGAGACUAUCGGCUCUCCCUCGUAUUAGAGUUUGAUCUAUGGUCAUCCCUUGAAUGGGCAACGAUUCUCGUACGAUGGAGAGUCGAUAGCCUGGCGGAUACCCGAAGCAUUGAUCUUCGAUAUUUUCACAAUCGAUAUUAUAUAUAUAUAUUAUUGCUACCAUCGCCAAUUAAUGUUAACGUUACUAUUAUUACGCUCACCGCUGCUACAAUUCUCAGCCUUUAGUUCUUAUUAUUUUUAUCAUUACAAUUAUUCUUAGUAAUAUUAUUAUCACGAUCCGACAUCAUAGUGGGUCGUGUUACAUUUAUUAUUUUUAUCGAGUAGACGUUGCUAUUGACGGAGUACGAUUGCCUAUUAUCGUUGUUUUUUAUCGCUCCAGACACAUCGAUGUCUCGGCGUCGUACAUUUGGUAUCUUAUUUAAUACAACCCGUGUGAUUACGUAGUACGAAUCUCUGUAAGCCACCACCACCACCACCCCCACCCCCUCCCCAAGGCCGUAGUUGUUUAGAACUCUUCGAUUUUUUUUUUCGCUUUCCUCGAUUCUUCUUUCUUCUUCUUGUUCGCGUUCUUCAUCGGCGUUCGCUUCGAAGCGACACCCAAAAACGCGUGUCACCCGGCCGUUCUUCCAGACACGCGUUUUUUCCCACCUUCUCGUUUGUUACUUUCGACAAUAACGCUUGGAUAUAACGUUUAAAUAGCGUGUAAAAGCCGGGCGAAAGCGCGGAGCCGCAGCGACUUAUUAGCCGUGUAUGUAUAAUGACUACAAUAAUUGUACGUAUUACCAAAGAAUAGCGCGCGACGUUCUCCUCCCGCUCUGCGUACGUUUCAAACGAGCUCACGCAACCUCUCCACGCAGCCAGCCUUAAAGGACGAUAACUUUUUUGAUACGUUUAGACUUAGCGUGUUAACCGUUUCUACCGAGCUCGAACAACCAAGAGAAUUGAGACAUCGUCCACGGGGCAGUGUCGCGACGCGCGCGCAUACUCUAGCGUAACUCUCGCUCUGUAACGAACUUUUGCGCUACGGUGGUACUUGUAAACAUUGGAACAGAAUUACAUGUCUCUUUGAACUAUGAAUCGUCCGCGUCUUAUUAGUACCACCACCGUAUAAAAAUGAGAAUCAUCGGACUCGUUCGUCCUAGAAGCGGCCCAACGCGACGCUGCGCGUAUAGCAGGCAAAACUAGUUGAAUUCCUAACCGUAUCGACGACAAGAGUACAAGCAAAGUUACUAUGUUAGGUUGCGUUGCGUUCCAAGGGACAAGCGACAGAGUUUUAGAGGCUUUUAUCAGUGUUGACAACUAAAAAGAAAUUAUUUGGGGAGCUCUCGGUAGCCAACUACUAGUCUGUUAGAUCUAGCCAAGUUUAGUACGAGUCAACCGACUCCCUGUAUCGCGGGAGUUCAAGCAACGAUGCUGGACCUGAUCUGACGCCAUUUGGCGAUCGGAAUUCCUCAUUUGUUAUGGACUAAAAACGAUUUAUAGAAUCCUCCAGCGUCGCGUCAGGCCGCUUCGCCCGAUGUCUCUUAGCCUGGAAGCGCUUACCGCGUUGCGAUAUGCCCCGACGAAUCGUCACUGCCCAGUUCUAACGUGGACAAUCGAGACGACGGGCCGUGAAACGACCUUGGCGACCUCGUCGCGCGGCCCGUCGACCACGAGGAUCCUCUCUAUGUAAGAUCACAUUAUUUUCGUACAGCAGCGAGACGCGCCAAGGGCGGCGACGUUUUUAUCCCCCUCACCCGGCCCUCGAACGCGUCGCAGACACCCCAGUUUGCGACCUAGCGGACGAGAGAUGAGCGUCCUCGAGGCCGUGCCUUAUAUAAACAUUUGACGACGCGUCUUAUCGUGCGACGUUGCUCGCCGAGCUUUCUUAACGAUCGACGAAGAUCGCCCUGGGCUGAGGUCUUCUGACGUCAGCUCUGACGGUCCCUAUACUAUACGCCUCAACUCCGUCGAGCCUCGUCAGAGGCGUUCAGCGUGUUCAAACGUGUCAACGAGCAACUGUGAUUCCAGUAUCCAAGGUGACCAGUAGUCAGGGUCUACCUAGCAAUGUCCAAUCGCGAAUGCUAGGUUGUGUGAUCUGUAACUUGCUGCUUGUCGAUGCUUUUCGUGAGAAAUUUGGACGGUACCGGUGUUCAGGGAAAGGGUUAGAAUUAUUUGUCAGGCUUUAUUGAGUGAUUCAGUGGUUAAUAUAAUUGGUGCACAGACUACUGUGUAUAUAGAAGCUUGCAGAGUAGUCGAUAACUGUUCUCGAAUUAUUAAAAUCCACGGAACCUUAAAGUUACGAAUAAUAAAUUUAGAUAGUUUUUACAAUUUUACCUAUUCACAACAAAUCAGACUGAAGGAUUUUUGAGAACAGUUACCACGUUUGUUCCUAAGCAUUGAAAAACCUAGAUCGUAGCAUCACUGAUUCUGAGAUCUUUGCAGAUAUCAUAGCAAGACUGUGCCUACAACUGCCAAACCUGCUCAAAAUAUAGAAAAAGUUGUGUAACUUUGCGGAUCACUAAUAUCACUCUAGAAAUUCACUUCUUCGUAAAGUUUGGUUCGUGAUCGAUACUUACUUCCUUCUGGUUUCACAAAAGUGACUAAAGAAAUGGCAAGUCAGCGAGGAACUUGAUCCAAGUUGCUCGUAGCUCGUUUCCAGCGAUAUGGUUCCAAACAUAAAAGUGCCCAGCAAUAUCGUCGACCAGUUCUUCUCCAGUGAACGAGUUAUCCGUACAAGGAGGCUCUUCGCUGGGCGAAGAAAUGGUCGGGAGUUACUGGAGAAAGCGAGAUGUAGAGAGAAUGAGUGAAAGAGCGAGAGAGAGAGAGAGAGAAAAAAAAAAGAGUGUUUAGAAAAUCCCUCAAAAGAACGAGAUCGUCGAGUCUGAAGAUUGGGAUCGUGGUGUUCCUAACCGUACCCGGAGACGCGAGAGCGAAGCGACAAAGUGAGAUAGAGAAAGAGAAAGAGUAAUAGAACGGUCCUUCUCGAAUAACGGAUGCGCAAUAAAGCAAGUAGUAAAAUCUCUAGUCCAGCGAGCGGCAGCUUUAACUCGCCUGCCAAUCCAAAAAAGAAAUGAUGAGAUGGAGGAAGCGUGUUGAUUUGUGUGCGAGAGAAAGAGAGAGAGAGAGAAAGAGAAGUAGAAGAGAAGAAAUUUUAUAAAGAUACAAAGUUUUAAUGAAAGAAUAAUUUGAAGAAAAUUAUCGCGCGUGUCGGACGAGACACGCGCAUGGAGAAAUCUUUUUAUUAGAUACGCUAUUAACGAUAGAACUAUAAUUGUAAAUCGCGUUCGGCGUCGAUGAGAGGUGUCAAAGCGAAAUUCCCGCGAUUCGAUCAGUUGGCCCUGAUUAAUUUGCGAACUAAAAAACUAUAACGACAAAACCAAAUGGAAACGGAAAGGUUCAGAUUCGGAUACAAGUAGAAAGGGAAAAUAUUUCUGCGAAAGAAAAGAUGAACGCUGCCCGGAAACGUUAGGACACGUUGGAUGACCUCGAGAAGGUAUCCUAACGAUAAUACAGACGCUCUCGUUGAUGUCAACCGGAUGUCGUUGUCGUCGUCGUGUCAGCAUUACCGUGUAUCGAUGUGUACCGAUUGAUUAAUGUUCUUACGUUCGUCACUAUCGCUGUUCUUCUACCACCCCCGCCAAACCCUCUUACGUGACCGUUUCCAUUCCAGACCGCGCGCAGAUCGAACAGCCAACGCCACCGAAGGCACACGCGCUCGACUGCGCCGACUCGCGGCACAUGCGGGCGCACGUGCCUCCUCAACCUCCGCGCGGUCAGAUUCGUAGAGAUAUUACAGAUCUCUACGGUCAGAAUCCGAGAUUUCGUUUCUUUUUUUCGAUUGUCGCGCGAGGAGACUCUAACCUCUAAGUCUUUAUGCGUUUUUUUUUUUGUUUGUUUUACGAGUUUCUUUUUUGUGUCUUUCGACGUGAUACGCACAAGAACACUCGGGAGUGUGCACGAUUCGGAAGUGUACGAAAGUCUGCGCGCGCACCUCGUCAUAUCAUCGAGUGUGUGCUGUUUAUUACGUCACGGUAAAAAAAAAAAAAAAAGAUACGUCACCUUGUAUCCCCCCCACCCCACCCCCUUGCCCUGAGAUGCGAAAGAAGUCUAUGUGCGAUAAGAGUUCUCUCCAUGAACCUAAUUGUAAAGAUGCCGAUACAAAUUUAUACAUAUGUAAUAUAAUUCGUGCGGCCGUGUGCUGUUCUACACAAUAAAAAGCCUGUAAUAUCUACG